Hypomesus transpacificus is the source of this 2232-nucleotide messenger RNA. RefSeq names its product mucin 3A, cell surface associated (gene muc3a). NCBI's taxonomy places the organism in Eukaryota, Metazoa, Chordata, Actinopteri, Osmeriformes, Osmeridae. The transcript is spliced from 12 exons. The coding region runs from base 789 to 1865 and encodes 358 amino acids. The record is from RefSeq and is a predicted model, not a curated record.
AGACCAGCCCUGACACAGCAGCGACAGCUACGGUUAAACCCACCAGUCCUGUUGUAACUACCGCUAUACCCACCAGUGCUGUUGUAACUACCGCUAAACCCACCAGUGCUGUUGUAACUACCGCUAAACCCACCAGUGCUGUUGUAACUACGGUUAAACCCACCAGUCCUGUUGUAACUACAGCUAAACCAACCAGUCCAGUUGUAACUACCGCUAAACCCACCAGUCCUGUUGUAACUACGGAUAAACCCACCAGUCCAGUUGUAACUACAGCUAAACCCACCAGUCCUGUUGUAACUACAGCUAAACCCACCAGUCCUGUUGUAACUACAGCUAAACCCACCAGUGCUGUUGUAACAACGGAUAAACCCACCAGUCCUGUUGUAACUACCGCUAAACCCACCAGUCCUGUUGUAACUACAGCUAAACCCACCAGUGCUGUUGUAACUACCGCUAAACCCACCAGUCCUGUUGUAACUACCGCUAAACCCACCAGUCCUGUAGUAACUACGGAUAAACCCACCAGUGCUGUUGUAACUACGGAUAAACCCACCAGUCCUGUUGUAACUACAGCUAAACCAACGACUCCUAAUAUUGUUACAACACAUUCACCUACAAGCACCAGCCCGACUACAACAACAAAAGUCCCUGUAAGGUGUGAAAACGGUGGAACUCCAAACCCUAACGGAGAAAGUUGCAUCUGCCCCGACAAUUAUAAAGGCAGGACAUGCAAAGACAUUGUUGACAUCGUUUUACCAAAACAAAUUGAGAGGUCAGCAUUAGUCAACAUGGAAGUAGAUGAGCCUUUUAUACCAGAGUUCGAAGAUAAGGAAUCUACAGAAUACAAGAACUUUGUUGAAGAUUUCACUACAGAUAUGAAGAUAUAUUACAUUACGAGGAUUCAAAACUUCAAAUCAGUGAAUGUCAUCAAUUUAAGCCGUCCGGCAACCAGACGCAGAAGAUCUGCGACACAAGACGGCCUGUCGGACAAGAUUGAAGAUAGGGCCUUAAACUAUGUCAGGAUGGAAAACAACGGUGUAAGAGUCGAACACAACGUUGUUUUGGAGGUUAACAAUUCCGCACAGGCAGAGACUGAAUUCAACACUUUAUUUGAGCAAGUUCAGACUGCAGUAAAAGAUGUCAAAACCUGUUCUGAUGUCACGCCAGCCACUCUAGGUUGUCCUGGGUUCAACAUAACCAGUACAGAACAACCAAAAAAAGAAGAUUUGGAUCUAACAGCUGUGUGUAAAAGCUCUGUCUCAAACCCGGACCAUGCAGAACACUACCUUGGCGUCAACAUGAGCGGCAUACUGAAGUGUGUGAAUAAGUGCGAUCCUGGACACCCUGAUCCCUUCACAUGUGACAACGACGGCACCUGUGCUGUCUCAGCGGCUGAAGGAGCCCAGUGCUCAUGUCUCCACACAGGAUCCACUUGGUACAUGGGCUCCAAGUGUAACCACCCCAUCAACAAGAUUGGCUUCUACGUGGGGAUGAGUGUGACAGGCUUGGUGCUGGUGGUGCUGGUGGGGGUCCUGACUGCCUACCUGCUGCUCACCAAGCAGAGACAGAGGAGAAACAAGGACGUCAAGGAGCAGAUAGUGAAUGAUUGGCUUGAAGAUGACUUCGAGUGGCCCCCACCUCAACGACCAGCAGGGCCCUUCGAAGGGGCUAAUAACACGACGUUCGAGGAAGAGGUGAACGUGUACCAGCAGCCUGGCAGGUCCCUUACGUCGGACAACUCUCAGCAGCGUGCCCGCUACCCAGGAUCCUCCAGCUCCGCUCAGCCUCCGCUCAUUCCCCACAACUUUAACAACCAGCCGAUCAAGAUUCAAAGACCUCAGAUCAAAACAACAUCUGAAGUGUAACUUCAGCUGUACCCAAUGACAUUACACAGUACCUCACUUCCUGUGUGCAUCACAACAGUUCUGAUUUACAUUACCCAUCACAAUUAGGAUGACAUCACAAUAAUGAUGACAUCACAGGAAUAUUUCUAGGUUCUGGACUGUGUCUGUGGUGUCAGGGUGAAAUUAACCAAAUCAUAAACUAGUUUAUCCUAAAUAUCCUUAAUUUAUUGUAAAGCUAGAGUAACAGUAUAUUGCCUAUGAACACAUUUCUAGUUGUUAUAUUGGAUCGAACCAAAGACAUUGCUUUGAUGGAAGGCAUCAUGGGGGCGUAGCCAGAAAAAUAUUUUUGGAUAGGCCUAAAAAAAUAUGGAUAGGCAUCUUUUCAUAG